AUGGAUAGAAAUAGAGAUGCGAGAAGAGCGGCUAUGGCGGCCCCAAAUGGGUUGUCAAGGCGAAGACAUAGAAGUAGCAGCCUCAGAGACUCUCCAGAGGACGAUGGUCCGGUGGAGUUACAAGAGACGUCGAGGCUCAGAGAUCGGAAGAAGGAUCGAGAUCGAGAUCGGGAUCGAGAGAGAGACCGAGACCGGGACCGAGACCGCGAUAGGGAUCGGUUGAGCCGGAGCAAGAGGCGAAGAGGUGAGAGAUUGAUGCACGGAAGCAAUAGAGAAGAUGGCGGCGAUGACAGUUCGGAGGAGAGUGUGAACGACGAAGAUGAAGACGAGGACGACGACGGCGGUGGAGGCGUUGGUGUGAGCGGUGGAGGCGGUGGGUCGAUUCGGAUGCUUCCGCCCAACCCAUCAUCAACGACAUCUAUUUCGUCGUCGUUGUUGAAUCACCGGAAAAGCUUCUCUCCGGUGAAUAAUAUCAGUAGUAACAACAAGCAUUUUCGACCGCACCCGGCGUUGAAGGUCACCGAUGAGAUGAUUGGUGUGUCCGUACCGAGAAAAGCACGGUCAGCGUCGACGAAGAGGUCUCAUGAAUGGCCUUCGAGUUGUGGUGUUGUAGGAGGAGACCAAAUUCACCGGCAAGCUUCAACAUCUCCGGUUCGGCCCGCUACAUCGUCGAUGGCGGCGCCAUCCCCGUCUUCGCCUUCUUCUUCCCACGCCUCGGCGGUUCGGAAGAAGCUGAAGCCCAACGGACCCAAGCUGAGGCCGCCGAAGAUGUCGUCUUCGGCAAAGACGACGUCGUCUAAUCAGGACGAGAUAGAAAUAGAGAUCGCCGAGGUGUUGUACGGCAUGCAGAGGCAGCCACAGGGACCAACGAAGCAGGAAAUUGUAGUCACCGAUUCAAUUAAGUUUGAAUCAAGAGAGGCCAACAAGUCCACCAGCGAUGCCAAAUCGAGAGUUUCGUCGCCGAUCUCGAACUCGCCGUGCGCGUUGCCUCAGCUGCCGUCGGCUUUUACUCAGAAUUCUAGCUCCUCUGUCACUUCCCUGUCCGCUGUUGCACCCAAGAGGAAAAGACCGCGACCUGUGAAGUAUGACGAUGAGAACCCAUCAAUUUUCACCAUUCAAAACAGUGCCAUUUCGACUAUGAGUAAAGUGGUGACUGAUCAGCCUGCAAAGGUUGAGACUUCGUCUCCGAAAUUGGAGAGAAACCCAGGAUCUGCAGUUGAAAAUGGCGGAUUUUCGUACAAUUUGGCCAAUUCUCACGCUGUUCCAGCAUCCUCAGAAGCUCAGCCGGAGCCAGAUAUGCCGGAGAGCAAAGCUGUCUCAGAUUCAAAGCCAGCAAACGAUGAAUCAGAUGGUCAAAAUGUUCAAGUGAGCAAAGAGGAACCUCAAUCACCCAAAAAGGAGUCUCCUGCUCUCAGACUGGAUGAUAAUCGUCAGGAUAUGACAAUGACUAAAGCAAAUACAACGGUCUCUGAGAUUGAGAACCAGCGAGAAGAAAAAUUCCAGAUAGAUCUGAUGGCUCCCCCAGAAAGGGACGGUGAAGUUGAUUUUAUCUCUGUAGAUCCUAAGCCUACGGUCAUAGAUGCAGAAACGGAGAUAAAGCCUAUGAAUAGAGAAGAUGACAAAGUUGUGAAAUUUGGCAAGGAAGAGCAUGCAAAUGUGGAAACUGAGAAGUGCAAAGCUGCGGUGGAAGAAGCUGAGUUCAAGAAGCCUAUUGUUGGUAGUAAAGAAAGGAAUAUUGAUCUCCAGCUUGAUUUGGAGAAGACUGAUAGGGAUAGUGGCACUGCUUGUUUUAGUGGAAACAAGCUGCAUCAUAAUGUUGCUAAGCAGCAGCAAAACACUGAGAAAACUGUCCAAUCGAGCUCUGUACCUUUGCCAAUGUCUGUGGCUGCGUGGCCAGGCGGGCUUCCUCCAAUGGGGUAUAUGGCACCUUUACAAGGAGUUGUAUCCAUGGAUGGGAGCACCGUUUCUUCAGCUGCUAUACAACCGCCACAUUUGCUUUUUAAUCAACCUCGGCCAAAGAGGUGUGAAACCCAUUGCUACAUUGCAAGGAAUAUAUACUAUCACCAGCAAAUGUCAAGGAUGAAUCCUUUUUGGCCAGUAGCAGCUGGUUCUGGAUCUCUAUAUGGGGGAAAGCAUUGCAAUCCCAAUGUAUUACCUCCAGAAUUGCAUGGGAAUAUUCCAGGUAGAGGGGUGAAUUCAGCGCAGGACAAGGGACAGGGGCUUGCUAUGUUUCCUGGUCCAUCUGCGAAGGACAAAAGUUCACAAACAGCAAACCUUGUGGAUGCACAGAGAAAGCAAAUUGUUCUCCAGCAAGCUCUGCCUCCAGGGGCACCUAGUAAUAUCUUGCAUGGUCCUGCUUUCAUAUUCCCUUUGAACCAGCAACAUGCAGCUGCUGCUGCUUCUGUCCGACCUGCAUCUGUGAAGUCUCCUAAUGCUGGUGCUGCAGCUUUGUCAAGUACAUCUAACUCUGCUCCAAUGACAGCUGCAGCAACCGCUGCUCCAGCCCCAGCAAUGAGCUUCAAUUACCCAAAUAUGGCGGGGAACGAACCUCAGUAUUUGGCAAUUUUGCAGAAUAAUGCAUAUCCAUUUACAAUGCCGCCUCAUGUAGGUGCACCGCCAGCUUAUAGAGGACCCCAUGCUCAGCCAAUGCCUUAUUUUAGUGGGUCUUUCUAUUCUUCCCAAAUGCUCCAUCCUUCUCACCUUCAGCAGCAGCAGCAGCAGCAACCACCACCAUCCCAGUCACAGCAAAGUCAACAAGGUCAUCAAAACCCUAGCAUUUCUAGUGGCUCAUCAUCAUCCCAAAAACAUUUGCAAAAUCAGCAGCAGAGGCCACAUCCCAGUGGUGUCAAUGGUGGCAGUGGAAGCUUGCAAGGCUUUCCUACCUCAAAAAACCCAUCUUCACAAGCACUACAGCUGCAGCAGCAGCAACGGCCACAGCAGCAGAACCCACAUCCUCCGCACCAAGCUCGCCAACUUGAGCCUGAAAUGGGGGGCGAAGAUAGCCCAUCAACUGCUGAUAGUCGAGUCUCUCGUGCGAAUGUGAACAUUUAUGGUCAGAAUUUUCCAAUGCCAAUGCGCCCACCAAACUUUCCAUUGAUGACACCUCCUUCAAGUGGUAGUGCCAGUGUUGCAACAGGUGCAAGUGGUACUGAGAAGAAGCCGCAGCAACAGCCGCAGGGCCCAAAGACGGGGGUUGAAGCAUCUCAAGCUUUUGCUAUGUCUUUUGCUUCCAUGAAUGGUGCUACCGCUGCUACUGGCAUUGACCUUACAUCGCUUGCUCAUAAUCAUGCAAUUCUCCAGAGCUUUCCAGAUGUAAGGCAGAGUUAUCCACAUUUUAUGGCUGUCCAAGCAGUACAACAUAAGAAGAGUUAUCGUGUUCCUGAAGAAGGGAAAACGGGAGGAGGUGAUUCCCCUAAUGUGGAGGAAGAAAGAAAGGCCAUGGGAGGAAAAGCUUCAUCAACUCUUGGGCACUCCAUUGCAUUCUCCAGGACAGACUUGACGGAUACAUCUGGUUCUACAAUACCGAGCAACAAUGUCAUUGAUAGCUCAACGCGAACUCUUAACCUCAGCUCUACUCCUGGCCGGACUUCUAGUUCUGUUUUGCCCCCCGCUGUCAGCUCUGUAAAUGCUCCCACAUCUCAGCAGCAACUCCAGCAACAAAUGCAGCAGCAAAUGCGGAAUCACCAGCAACAGCAACAGCAACAGAUGAUUCAGCUUCAUAAGCAGCAAUUUUCUGCUGCAGGCCGAAGCAAGACACCAGCAACUAGUAAUGGCAGCGUCUACUCUGAUCACCUUCCCUCAACCUCUUCUAUGGCUGCAAAGUUUCCUAAUGCUCUAUCUUCAUUCCCCCAAAACCUUGUCCAAAGUAGCAGCAGUCCAGCUCAAUCUCCUCAGUGGAAGAAUUCUGCAAGGACAACCACUUCCCAAGUUCCUUCAUCGUCUUUGGCCUCGUCGACCUCAUCAUCCCUCAAAAACCUUCCUCAGAAGCAUGCUCGUACGCAGCAAAGCCACACACAGAUAUCUUUUGCAGCCAACACAAAGUCUUCAAUCCAAUCUCAAGGGUUACAACCUGCCAGUAGCAAUCAGUCCCCAUCUCCUCCAGUAAUGGUUGGUUCACCAACACCCACAACUUCGUCAAUGUCCAAGAGUGCUGGUGGAAGCCCAAGAACAACUGCUUCGACUUCCACAGGAAAUAAAGCUGGCCAAGCUUCUUCUUUGUCGUCUCAGCAGGCCAAGAACUCACCAUCAGUGCCCAGUCAGAAGUCAUCUCCUGUUGGCGGGAGGAAUGUCCCUUCGAUCCUAGGCAACACCCAUAUUACCUCUUCAAGCACUGGAACUAAGUCACAAUUGCCACAGCAGCAGCAACAACUCCAGCAACAGCAGCAGCAUCAACUCCAGCAGCAGCAUCAUCAACAUCAACAACAGCAGCAUCAACAUCAGCAGCAGUUGUCUAAGCAAUCAAUUCAGCAAGCGCAAUUGUUCUUCUCUAAUGCCUGCAUCCAACCACAAGCUUCACAUUCAAAUAAUGCCACCUCUACCGCCCCUUCAAGUGGGUAUUAUCAUAAUAAUAUUACAAGACGUCGGCCUGAGCAACAGCAGCCGCCACAGGGCUCAUCAGGGUCAUCCUCGAGUGGGAUGCUGUCACUCUGCCCGCCCGUUAUGCAUUCUAAUACUAGCACCACUGAUCCUGCAAAGGCGGCAGCGGCUGCAGCUGCUAACAACAUGAAAGGUAGUGGCUUGUCCUCACAGACUCUUAUGCAUCAUGCUCAGUUUGCUGCUGCACAGUCCUCUGGUCCACAUCAGAUUGUACCUGGGGGAUUCCCUUAUGUACAUGCUAUUCCUACCGUGGUCCAGGUGAAACCGGCAGAACAGAAGAAACAACCUGCUGGUGAGUAG
Messenger RNA from Prunus armeniaca (apricot), 4896 nucleotides. Lineage: Eukaryota; Viridiplantae; Streptophyta; Magnoliopsida; Rosales; Rosaceae. The record is from the annotation of a GenBank genome assembly.